UUACGUAUUUACAAUGGACGAAGAAUUGGAGGAGAAAGCCAAAACUACCGUCAAAAAAUACAUUUCGGAUAGUGAAAUGAAGGCAUUUGAGCGAGAAACGGAGGUCAGAUUACGAGAGAAGAAGUUGAGGGAGUUUCUUAGUCCCUUUGAGAGCUUUAUUAUGUCAGUGCAGAGCCUUCUUGUGUGGGAGAAACCCGUCCGAAGCGCAGUGAUGGUUCUCUGUGUCAAUGGUUUGUUAUGGAUGGCUGUUGCAACGAAUUACAGGAUCAUCUUUGUGGCAGCUGUCUCAGGUAUCGUCUUUGUUUCCAUGGAGACCAUUUGUACUCGAGUUUGGCCAGAAAUAAGAGUCCAAAAGCCAGACGAAGACGAAGAGGGUUGGACACCUGUUCAUCCCCAUCUUCAAAGUCUUCCAGAGUUGUGUGAGCAUAUAGCCAAGCUGUGGGUUACCCUAGACAGGCUGAAUAUCAAACUAUGGGGAUUCCGCCAGGAUUAUCCCUCUAAGUUUUGCUUGUACGUGUGUGGUUUAUGUUUAACACUAGCAGCCAUCGGCCAUCAGAUCUCAGGAACUCUUAUAUCAUUCAUCAUCGUUACUGGUCUUUUGCUGUGGCCAGCUUUAGAAUAUCACAACAUCAGUGGUCGUCUUUACCAGCGUAUAGAACCUAUACUACAGCAGUUGGAUCACAGCAUUGACAGCCCACGUAGAGAGAAAAAGCUCGGAUCCCAACAGAGAUCAGCAAGAGCUAGGGCUAAUUCCAGCGAUAACAUCGAUAGCAGUAGUGAUAGUGACUUGGAUGAAUUCUGUCCCUCACCAGGCCCAUCAGUAGAUGCUGCAUUAGCCCAUGCUGCUACUGCAGGCAGAUACACACCUAGAUCAUCUGGGAUAUUCAGUGGUCUCUCUAACAUGUCGAAAGGCAUGUCACUGGAUUUAAACACGGAUGAUGAAUUUACGGACACUGAGCCUGCAAGCUACAUGGGUGGUCUUUCACAAGUGCCGUCCUUUGACAACACAGCCUUUGAUCAGAGUGCUGAUGAACUUGAAAUAGAUCUACCUUAUGAUAAUGAACCACCAGCUCCUUCAAAAUCAAGUGUAGAAGAGGAGAACCUAACACCAGAGUCCUCCGAGUCCAUCAAGUUUGAUCCCACGCAUUUCCGAGAGUCCAGUGAAAUUGACAACGAGGAGCUCCUGGUGGGUGAUUUAGAGUUCCCUGAUGUUGAAGGCAGCUCUAGUGGACAGAGCUUAGAGGCAGACAAGCCAUCCCCUGUGUCUCUUCCACCUGCAGCUGCCAUGCUACUUUCUCAUACAGUAAAGUCUCUAAUGACAGAUGCCCUGACCAAGCUUCAAGAGUUUGGGUCUCAGGAUGACGUCUCGUCAGCUUCAGAACCAUCUCAAGAGUCACAACAGCAGCAAAGACAAGCAUCUCAUUACGCCUCAGGUACCAAGUCAGCUAAACGACCAAAACUUGUCACUAUGGAUUCUGAUAGUGCCGAGUUUGAAAUAUUGGACAGGGAAGAAUUGGAAGAAGGGAAGGUGUCCGGGGAGGAGAAAAAAGAUGAAGGAAAGACUAGAAGUAAAAGUGGUUAUGGUAUUGGCUUUCUUACAUCUUGGCUCAGUGGUAAAAAGGAAUAAAGAUCCUGUUUUUAUUUUGUAUUUAUCUGAAUAUCACUUGGCAUUUUGAAGUCAGCUUUGAUAAUUUAGAUAACUUGAGGAAUAAUGAUUUCACUUGUACUGGUUUUUAAGAUUGUUAAUGAAUCCGCAUGUGAAAUCUCUUUCAUGCAGAAAGAAUCCCUCAACCC
Messenger RNA from Asterias rubens (European starfish), 1794 nucleotides. Its product is annotated as reticulophagy regulator 3-like. The record is from RefSeq and is a predicted model, not a curated record. NCBI's taxonomy places the organism in Eukaryota, Metazoa, Echinodermata, Asteroidea, Forcipulatida, Asteriidae. The coding region runs from base 14 to 1627 and encodes 537 amino acids. Gene Ontology annotation, biological process: reticulophagy. The transcript has 8 exons.